AUGAUUUUGAUUUUUCGUUGUAGACGAUUAUGCGACGAGGAUGAUGAGCUCAGUGAGGUCGAACCAGAUGCAGUGCCCAGUGAGGUCAGGGAUUGGUUAGCCUUGACCUUCACAAGGUCAAUGAGCAAUCUGAAGAGAAAGGGAGAAGAGAAGCCAAGGUUUCGGAGUGUUGCUCAUGCUAUUCGUGCUGGUAUAAUGGUAGAUAGGAUCUAUCGAAGAAUGUCAAGUUCCUUAGGGAUGCACGUUCCUCCACAUAUUCUUAUAUUAUUAAAGAGUCUGGAUGAUUGGUCUUUUAAUGUGUUUAAUGUGAACGAUGCUUCCGAUGGACAUGCGUUGAAAUUUGUAGGUUAUGAACUGUUACAAAAAUACGACUUGAUAACCAAGUUUAAAAUUAGUUCAAACGUAUUGGACAGUUUUUUAGUGACGUUAGAACAAGGAUAUAGUAAAUAUACGAAUCCGUAUCACAACGCGCUUCAUGGAGCAGACGUGGCACAGACUGUUCAUCAUUUACUCUCCCAGAGUAAACUGGCACAAUGGUUAACAGAUUUAGAAGUGUUUGCUACAAUAGUAGCAGCCCUAAUACAUGACUACGAACAUACUGGGACAACCAAUAACUUCCAUGUAAAUACAGGUUCUGAUGUAGCAUUAUUGUACAAUGAUAGAGCUGUACUAGAGAACCAUCAUAUUAGUGCAGCGUUCAGAUUAAUGAAAGAUGAAGAUUUAAACGUAGCACACAAUCUUAGUAAAGAGGAGUAUAGAGAAUUUCGAGCGUUGGUGAUAGAUAUGGUACUAGCUACUGAUAUGUCUUUCCAUUUUCAACAAAUCAAAAAUAUGAAAAAUCUUCUCAGUAUGCCAGAAAAUAUUGAGAAAUCGAAAGCCUUAUCAUUAGUUUUACACUGUGCUGAUAUCAGUCACCCAGCUAAAGAUUGGCAUCUUCACGAACGCUGGACUGGAUUACUGUUAGAGGAAUUCUUUCUUCAGGGUGAUAGAGAACAGGAACUUGGCCUUCCAUUUUCUCCUUUAUGUGAUAGAAAAAAUACCCUUGUGGCUCAAUCUCAAAUAGGUUUUAUAGAUUUUAUUGUGGAUCCCAGUUUUCAAGUUUUAGGUGAUAUGUUAGAGAAAGUAUUAAAUCCAUUAAAUCAGUCGUCAUCCAACAGCGUAGAUCAGUCCAUAUCUGAGGAGGUGUUCGAACGUGAGAAAAAACCAAGUCAAUCCCACCGUCCUUCAUCGAGGACUUCACUAUCUUCUCUUGGUAUGUUUCUUUUAAACCUUUUCAAUUUUCUUCUAAGGAUAUUUUGGUUCACUUAUUUUCUGUGGUUUACUUCGUUCAGUCAAUUAAACCAAUCAAAUUCUCAGUUCAGUGGAAGUGGGUAUUCUAAUUUAUAA
Molecule: messenger RNA, 1386 nt
Organism: Lottia gigantea (owl limpet)
Lineage: Eukaryota; Metazoa; Mollusca; Gastropoda; Lottiidae
Exons: 9
Coding region: 1-1386 (461 amino acids)
Biological process (GO): signal transduction
Molecular function (GO): 3',5'-cyclic-AMP phosphodiesterase activity
Source: RefSeq, a predicted model, not a curated record